Messenger RNA from Bactrocera oleae (olive fruit fly), 417 nucleotides. The record is from RefSeq and is a predicted model, not a curated record. NCBI's taxonomy places the organism in Eukaryota, Metazoa, Arthropoda, Insecta, Diptera, Tephritidae.
AUGUCGGGGAAAGCAAAAGCACAGAACGCAAAUAGACUAAUAAUUGAAUUUAUCGAAAAAAAUCCCGACAUCAUAAGAGGAUUUACAAAACGCAAUAAGCCAAUUCAUGCAUUAUGGCAGGAAUUAACGGAAUCCCUUAAUGCUGCAGAUCCACCUCAUAAAGAUGUCUCCGGGUCGAAAAAGGUCAUAACUGAGUGGAAGAGCGAAAUCAAAAGAAAAUUAGCAAAACCAAAUUGUCGAGCAACAGGAGGUGACCCCUUUUCUAAAUAUCAGCUCACUAAAAAUGAAGAAACAAUUGUGCGUCUUUGUGGCACUCCGCAAAACGUGGAAGGCAUACCAGGCGUUUCUCUUGGCACCCAACCAGUCAAUGAGAAUGUAACUGUUGCAAUUGUAGGGGUGAAGAGCAACUACUUGUAG